Molecule: messenger RNA, 1693 nt
Organism: Phytophthora infestans T30-4
Lineage: Eukaryota; Oomycota; Peronosporomycetes; Peronosporales; Peronosporaceae
Product: coronin-like protein, putative
Exons: 2
Coding region: 37-1434 (465 amino acids)
Biological process (GO): actin filament organization
Molecular function (GO): actin filament binding
Source: RefSeq, a predicted model, not a curated record
ACCCAGAGUCCUACUCAACUACUAGAGCCUGGUACGAUGAGCCACUUCGUGCGCCAGAGCAAGUUCCGUCACGUGUACAUCGAGCCGGCCAAGUUUGAGUCCUGCUACACGAAUGUGCGGCUGGCAACGGCGACGGGUGAGCAGAACUAUAUCAAGGGUAACACCAAGUUCUUCGCCGUGUCCAUCCAGGCAGGUGGUGGCGCCAUGGCUGUAGUUCCCUACGACAAGGUGGGCAAAUUUGAUCCGGAUUUUCCGCUCAUCUCAGGCCACCGUGGCGCCAUCUUGGAUUUCGACUUUAACCCGUUCCACGAACACCUAAUCGCCUCAGCCUCAGACGACACCACUAUCAAGAUCUGGGGCAUUCCCGAGGGCGGUUUGGCCGAGACCUGCGUGGAUCCCCUCGUGGACUUGGCUGGCCAUGGCCGCAAGGUGACGCUCAUCAAGUUCCACCCUACGGCUAACAAUGUGCUGGCCAGUACGUCGUCCGACUUUUCCGUGCGGUUGUGGGAUAUUGAGAAGGGUUCGGAGAUCGUCAAGCUGGAAGACCAUGGAGAGAACCUGAUUCAGGACUUGGCUUGGAGCUGGACCGGUAGUCUGCUUGCCACCACCUGCAAGGACAAGGUCGUGCGUCUCUACGACGCUCGUUCCGGCCAGAUCGCCGCCCAGAAAGAAAAUGCCCACAUGGGCACCAAGAGCGUCAAGAUGAACUUCCUCGGCAACAAGGAGACGUUCGUCACGGUGGGCUUUACACGUCAGAGUCAGCGUCAGUUUAAGGUCUGGGACCCGCGUAACCUCGACAAGGAGCUCAAGAAGGUGGACAUUGACCAGGCCGCAGGUGUCAUCAUGCCAUUCUACGACCCCGACACAAACCUCCUGUACCUGUGUGGUAAAGGUGACGGUAACAUCCGCUACUACGAGAUGUCGGAAGGUGAGCCAUUCGCCUUCCCUAUCAGCGAGUACCGCUCGACGACUUCUGCGAAGGGUAUGGCUAUGAUCCCCAAGCGUGGGUGCGAUAUCAUGAAGUGCGAGUCUGCGCGUCUGCUGAAGCUGACGUCGAAUGCUAUUGAGCCACUGCACGUGUUCGUGCCUCGCAAAUCGGACGCUUUCCAGGACGAUAUUUUCCCUGACACGUACGCCGGCAUUCCCUCGAUGACUGCCGAUGACUGGCUGGGUGGUGCUGAUAAUUCGCCAGUGCAGAUGUCUCUCCGUCCGGAGAUGCAGGGCAAGAUUACCAACGAUGGUAAGCGCUCUCGCUCUGCAUCCAAGGCGAACAGCGUCGGUGCCGGCAUUGCGGCUCGUGUGGCUCGUUUCGCACGCGGCGGCAGUAAGAACGACAACACGCCCGAAGGCAAGCUUAAGACCGAAUUGGACAGUGCAAAUGCACGAAUUGCGGAGCUGGAGAAGCUGCUUCGUGACAACGGCAUCUCGUACUAAAGCAGCGUCAGGAGAGGACUGACUGCUGCGAGGGGGACUAUUAUCCCCGAUCACGGUUGGAUUGGAAUGCCGUUAGGACGACGCUAAUUGUCGCUUCGUUCUCUGUUUUGGCUCUUGCAGUCGGAACCAAAUACUUAUUAGAUUCGUGAGCAAGCAAGAGGCCUACGCACGCACCGAGUGAAGAGCAGGACAGCGAGAAUACCAAGAAGAGUGUGAGAAUACACGCAAGUGCAUGUCGAACAAAAACUGUGUGUCUUUC